AGUUGCUGCAAGAUCUUUUCGGCUGUGACUUGGGAGAGAAACGAAGAACCAGUUGUUUUUUCUGCCAUCAUCGUCUUUUUUGUUGCUCUGUGGACGACUUGUGCAAAAAUGUUGGUGCAGAAAAUGAAGCAGUUGAUUGUUGCUUUGCUUGUCUGCACUCAUCCAUUUAUGACUGAUGCUGUGCUCAACCUCCAACUGAGGGGCAGAAAGAUCCCCUCCAAUGGAUCUGGAAGUGUCCUCAUCACUGAUAUUGGUCCUAACAACAGCGACUCUCUCCAGUGCCUCUCUUCCAUCCCCGGGUCUCCUUCCUCAAACUGGUACUACCAGUACGGCAACGCUCAGCAGAGGAGAGUUCAGAGCGAUGAC
Geodia barretti is the source of this 366-nucleotide messenger RNA. Lineage: Eukaryota; Metazoa; Porifera; Demospongiae; Tetractinellida; Geodiidae. The record is from the annotation of a GenBank genome assembly.